AUGGAUAAAAUCCCAACUUCUGAUGAUCUAGCUAAAAGGGGGGUUGUGGUCGGGGAUAGGUUAUGCCCGUUUUGCAAGGACGAGGCCGGGUCGCUGGAGCACCUUUUUACUUCCUGCUACUUCUCCGUGGUUUUGUGGCAGAAGAUUAGUCAGUGGUGCCGUAUUCCCCCGAUCUUUGCUUUUUCUUUUAGAGAUUUGUUGGAGAUUCACAAAGCGGGAUUCAUUAAAGCGGCGAAUAGGCUGGCCAUUCAAGGAAUUAUUAUUGUCUCCGGUUGGUGCUUAUGGCAGGCUUGGAACAAGGUCAUUUUUUCGGAGAUUGAGGCCAAAGUGGAAAAGGCAUAG
This is a messenger RNA of Helianthus annuus (common sunflower), 342 nucleotides long. RefSeq lists its product as uncharacterized. The record is from RefSeq and is a predicted model, not a curated record. The transcript has 2 exons. Lineage: Eukaryota; Viridiplantae; Streptophyta; Magnoliopsida; Asterales; Asteraceae. Bases 1 to 342 code for a protein of 113 amino acids.